This is a messenger RNA of Paramecium tetraurelia, 1767 nucleotides long. RefSeq lists its product as uncharacterized. NCBI's taxonomy places the organism in Eukaryota, Ciliophora, Oligohymenophorea, Peniculida, Parameciidae. The record is from RefSeq and is a predicted model, not a curated record. The transcript is spliced from 4 exons. Gene Ontology annotation, molecular function: calcium ion binding.
AUGUACCUCUCUUAAAAAACUUAAUUACGAUUAGCUAACUUAAUUACUACUAUUGCUGAAGGGGAGAAGAAAACAGAAACUUAUAGACAAGUCCUAGCUGAACAAAGCUUGUUUGAACCCUACACGGCAUUCAAAAGAUUAGAUUAAUAAAAGGCUGGAGAUUUAACAAUUGCAGAUAUAGGUUAUUUUUUAAAUGAAAACAAAAUAAAUGCAUCUAUUGCUUAAGCUGAUUAUUUGUUUAGGAAAUUAGAUUAGAACAGAGAUGGUAGAAUCACAUAUCCAGACUUUGUUAUGUUCAUCCUCCCUAAAGAAGAUUCUAGGUUGAGGCAUAUUGUUUCACAAAGAGAGCACUACUCUGUUAAAACUAAUAGAUUUUUACCAGCUGAAGUCGAAUGGGGACUUUCUAAAGUUCUCCACUAAGAAAUCUAAAAUUAUAAUUCAAUUUCAGCUGCGUAAGAAAUUUUGACUGGAAGUGCUGAUUUCACAUCUCUUGAUGCUUUUCGAUGCAUAGACCAAGCAUAAUUUGGAUAUAUUACAAUUGAAGCACUUUAAGAUUUCUUGAAACAAAAUGGAGUUAGGUUGUCCUUUGACGAUUUACUUGCUUUUUUCAGAGUGGUUGAUAAAGACGCUGAUGGAAAAAUCAAUUAUUCUGAAUUAUUAGAAGCAAUUACUUUUACACCAGAUUAUUUUUAAAAAGAGAGAUAAUUGACAGAUUAAUUAAGAAGGAGUAGAGAAAGAAUAAUCCAAUUGGAAAAAGAAAAUGAAGAAUUUACUAAUCUCCAAAGAAGCAGAGAAAGAGUUGAAGAGCUUAAGAAAAGUAGAGAAUAUUUAGAGGAACUUAAAAAGAGUAGAGAAAAAGUUGAAUAAUUAGAAGAGUUAAGAGAUAGUAGGGAAAGAUUGGAAGACCUCAAAAAAAGUAGAGAAAGAUUAGAGUAACUCAAAAAUAGUAGGGAAAGAUAAGAAUACCUAAAAAAUAGUGGAGAAAAAGGAUAUGAUUUAAAAAAUAGCAGAGAAAAAUUAGAGGAUUUACAGAGAAGUAGAGAAAUAUUAUAUGAAUUAAAAUCAAGUAGAGAAAGGUUAAAUUAAUUAGAGGAUUUGAAGAAAAGUAGGGAAAGGAUGGAGUAAAUAGAAGAAUUGAAAAAAAGCAGAGAGAGGCAGAUUUAGAUUGAAGAAUUAAGGAAAAGUAGAGAACGUCUUGAAGAUCUAAGGAAGAGUAGAGAAACGCUUAUGCAAUUGGAAUAAGAGAGGAAUAAUUCUGAUAAAAUGGAAGAGCUGAAAAAAUCUAGAGAGAGGAUUGAAGAGCUUUAAAAAUAAAGAAAAAAUUUGGAGGAAUAGAGAACUUAUUAGGAGAGGCUAGAAUAGCAAAAGAAAGAAAGAGCUGAAGUGGAUUUGAGAAGAAGUUAAGAAAAAUUAUCAGAUUUGAAAAAGAGUAGAGAGAGAGUAGAUUAGUUGGAAGCCUUAAGAAAAAGUAGAGAAUAGGAACGUAAUAUAGAAGAGAUGAGAUAGAGUAGAGAAAGAAUAGAAUAGCUUAGGGAGUCUCAACUGAGAAUAUAACAAUUAGAAAAUUAGCGUAGAAGCUUAGAGAGGAGUAGAUAAUUAGAGAAAAUAGAAAGAGAUUUAGAUUAUGAAAAGAAAAGAAGUUAGGAGAGAAUACAAAGAUUAGAAUUGGAGGCUGAACUUGAAAGAAAAGAGAGAGAGAGAGCUUUAGAAGAGGAGAUCAAUUUUGUUUAGAGUCGAAUUUACGAUACACCAAAGAGAAGAUAUUGA